AUGUCGUGGAAGCUGACUAAGAAGCUCAAGGACACGCAUCUGGCACCGUUCGCUGACACUUUUACUCGCUCGUCUGCAUCUACAACUGUUGGAGGCUCUCCUCAGCUCAAGCCGAGCAUCUCGGGCUCGAUUUUGAAUGACCUAAAGGGCCCGAAUAGCAUAGAAAACGUCAACCCGCCCCAACCUUCGACCAAGCCCGGCAUUCUUAUCGUCACCCUCCACGAGGGCAGGGGCUUUUCACUACCACCGGGUUCAGAAAAGCUCUUUAACGUCCCACGAUAUGGUAGCUCACAUUCGACUGGUGGCGACUACAACUCCUCGAACCGACCAGAGUCGCGGGGACAGAUAGCAGGCUCCUACGCUUCAGGACGGCCACAUUCCUCAACCAACGCAAUCAACAACGCCCCCACAGUCAACGGCCGCCGUUACUCGUCAAAAUACUUGCCUUACGCCCUCCUCGACUUCGAUAAGCAGCAAGUCUUUAUCAAUGCCGUCUCAGGCACCCCGGAAAACCCGGUCUGGGCUGGCAACAAUACGCAGUACAAAUUCGAUGUCUCGAGAGCGACGGACCUCUUCUUGUCGCUUUACAUUCGCAACCUAACUGCAGCUCCGAAAGUUGGUCGCAGCGAGGACAUCUUUAUUGGUACAGUUACUGUCAAGCCUAGGUUUGAGGAAGUGAGGGCUUAUAAUGACGCCGGGAAAAAUAAGAACAAAGGCGGAGAGCAGGAGGACUCCUUCGGCCAGCCUGGUACUGAGUGGCUUGACAUCAGCUACGGAACCGGCAAGAUUGGAGUAGGCGUAGAGUUUGUGGAGGCCCGACAGCAGUCGUUGUCGAUUGACGAUUUUGAGUUGCUUAAAGUUGUCGGUAGAGGUAGCUAUGGCAAGGUCUUGCAAGUUCGGAAGCGCGACACCGGUCGUAUCUACGCUCUCAAGACGAUCCGCAAGGCUAAUAUCAUCUCACGCUCCGAAGUCGCCCAUACCCUAGCUGAGCGCUCAGUAUUGGCGCAGAUUAACAACCCCUUUAUUGUGCCCCUCAAGUUCUCGUUUCAGUCACCAGAGAAGCUCUAUUUCGUCCUCGCGUUUGUAAACGGCGGGGAGCUUUUCUACCACCUGAAAAAGGAGCAGACUUUUAGUGUGAAUAGAGCCAGGUUCUACACUGCAGAACUGCUCUGCGCACUAGAAUGCCUGCACGGAUUUAAUGUCAUAUACCGCGACCUGAAGCCCGAAAACAUAUUGCUCGAUUACACUGGGCACAUUGCGCUCUGCGACUUUGGCUUAUGCAAGCUCAACAUGGGCGAGGGCGAAAGGACAAACACUUUCUGCGGUACUCCAGAGUAUCUUGCUCCAGAGCUUCUCCUCAACGGCGGCUACGACAAGACAGUUGACUGGUGGACCCUUGGCGUGCUCCUAUAUGAGAUGUUAACCGGACUUCCUCCCUACUACGAUGAGAAUACCAACGAAAUGUACCGCAAAAUUCUCCACGAGCCGCUACACUUCCACCUAGUCCCACCAGCUGCGCGCGAUCUUUUAGCACGUCUACUUGAUCGCGAUCCCAAGCGGAGACUGGGUGUCAAUGAGGCUGCCGAGAUUAAGGCGCACUACUUCUUCCACGGCAUCGACUGGCGAAAGCUGCUGGAUCGCAAGUAUGAGCCGAGCUUCAAGCCUAACGUGACGGACGCCCGCGACACGGCAAACUUCGACGACGAGUUCACAUCAGAGCCCCCGACCGACUCUUAUGUCGCCGGCCCGAUGCUCUCACAGACCAUGCAGCAACAGUUUGCAGGCUGGAGCUACAACCGCCCAGUCGCCGGUUUAGGGGAUGCAGGCGGCAGCGUCACGGACCCAAGCUUUGAAGAGUCGGUGCAAUAG
Trematosphaeria pertusa is the source of this 1869-nucleotide messenger RNA. RefSeq names its product Pkinase-domain-containing protein. Gene Ontology annotation, molecular function: ATP binding; protein serine/threonine kinase activity. NCBI's taxonomy places the organism in Eukaryota, Fungi, Ascomycota, Dothideomycetes, Pleosporales, Trematosphaeriaceae. Gene Ontology annotation, biological process: protein phosphorylation. The record is from RefSeq and is a predicted model, not a curated record. The transcript has 5 exons. The coding region runs from base 1 to 1869 and encodes 622 amino acids.